UACGCUCACAAAGAUGGGACAGCCCUCGUUGUCGGCCUUCCGGCAAUAAUGGUCGAGCUAUUCGUGUGUGUCAUGGAUGGGCUGAUCUCUUUGGUUUGGCUGCUCACCUGCUGCUUUCGGCGGCGCAAGUAGGCUGCUGAGUGUGCCCUCGCAUCGUGCCGUGCUUCCCUCCCUCCCUCCACCGCCUCGCGCUAUCCUUCGGCACAGUCUAAUUCCCGGCGGCAGUCAACUCGACAAUGGCCACCCCUCGCGCUUUGCUGAUGGCACUGAUGGUCGUCGUCAGGGCAUCAGCAGCACCGAGAGGUACAGUACGUGCACACCGAUAUGGCCAUCCGCUCAUGUGCACUGACUAACGUCACGUUUGUUCUCCGUGGACACAGGCGCUCAGGCGAGAUACGAGGACCCCUCUGCUGUGGGUGAGCCGUUGCGAAAGCUUCAGGACGUGUGUGACUUCCACAGUGCUAAUUGCGACCCCUCCGACUUUUCCGACAUCUGCUCUUCUGGCCACUCCCAGAGAGAAUACCGAGGAUGCUACAGCGGAUAUGAGGUAUUAAAUGUGACACACUGAGAGAGAACGGAAAGUAGUCUGGACUCCUCCCUGUUGUCCGAGUAUUACUUGCAUGCAGGUGUAUGACUUCAUCUGCUCAAGAAGUCCGGGGCUUUAUUGGGACAUCGAGGGGUCGAUGUGCUGCGGCUCCUGCGGGUGGGCUGGAAUAUGUACAUAGUGCAUUAAAUUGUGGAGAACAAUUCGACAUUUUGCCAUUGUAUGGCAUGGAACUUUCAGGCCUCACAGCCCCCAUGAGGAGCCGGCCCGGAGCAACGACAGCCCCCCUGGCAGGCCCCCUGAGGAGCCGGGCAACGGCAGCAGGGCGCGCCAUAAGGACGGCGAAUCGCCCGCCUUUCCUGGCAGUGAGAAAGGCGAGUACGAGGGCAACGAUUUGCCAUCCAGCGAUGCCUGCGACCUGUGGAAAUGCUCGGAGGAAUUUCGGGCGUCGGUCGUCGCGAUUGUCGUGGUGGCCGUAGCGAUUGUGACAUUCAUCGUCGUAUACCGCCGCUGCUCACGCUGCCGCAGCAAACGACUCACCGCGUGUGUCGACAAGUGCCUCCCCAUCCGGGUGCGUUGUCCGUGCACUGAGCUAGGAUGAAAAACAGAACAAACAGUAAAACACGUUCAAUCUGUGUGUGUGUGCAGUGGAGGUCUCGCCAGCGCCAGUCGUCGGUGCCGACCACAGCGCCGCCACCGAAGGGCAGCCCCGAGCCCGUCCCCUGCCCCCCGCCCCUGGCAAGCCUCAGCUCCCUCCCUCCCCCCAGCGCCCCUCCACCCUAUGAUGCCAUGCAUCCCAUGGCCGGCUACCUCUCGGCCAGCCCACCGCCGUCGUCUCCACCCCCGUACGACGACUAGCACACGUGCCAGGCGCCCCCGCUCUCCGUCGACUUCCCGUCCUGUUGUCCUCCCCCUCAGACGCGCCACACCUCCGAGGCCCGAGGGCGCUGCGACGGCGAGGCCCGAGGGCUCGAGCCGAGAAACCGGUCGAGCGGCCAUCCACCAAAUGCGGAGGGCACCGAUCUCGCUCGAAACACCGCAGGGGAGGCAGACGAUCGACCAGCCUGGAAAUCCUGGAGUCAGUCGCUGGUGGCGACUCGUGGUCUUGUGUCUGUGAGUGAACAAACUCGUGUAUGUAUUGAAUUUGUCUUGGUUGGCCUGCCCUGGUGGUGGUAUUCAUCAAUCAACAGAGAGAUGGAGAGAGAAGUCUGGUUGAGUUGGGAUGGAGGACAGAUACGUACGUGUUGUGUGUAUGUGUGUAUGCAUGACUCACGCGGUCUGGCUGGUGAAAUGGGCCAGCCAGCGCUUUUUGCAUUUGUUGGGUUGGCGCCGUGCCGUGCCGUGCCGUGCGCUGGUUUUUGCUCGCUCAUUGCCAAAUGUAUGUGCGUGUGUCUGUGUGCAUGUAGUCCAUGCCAUGUAAGGGCGCUGCCAGGUAGACGGGACGGGACCGCAUGUGUGCAUGACAUGAGAAGGCAAGAAACUCUGUACGUCUGCAUUCAUUCCACGUGCAAUGACUGUCAAUGUGGUGUGCUGAGAACAUCAAGAGGCCAUCUGUCUGUCUGUCUGUCUGUCUGUCUGUCAUCUGGCGACUGACCAUUGCUGGCAUGUCCUCAAUCGUGGGCGGUUGACAGAGACGGGGAAUCAGCUGCAAUGUUUCUCGUCUGCAAGCUUGGCCGG
This is a messenger RNA of Vitrella brassicaformis, 2221 nucleotides long. NCBI's taxonomy places the organism in Eukaryota, Vitrellaceae. The record is from the annotation of a GenBank genome assembly.